Messenger RNA from Eimeria necatrix, 1359 nucleotides. RefSeq lists its product as hypothetical. The record is from RefSeq and is a predicted model, not a curated record. The transcript has a single exon. The coding region runs from base 1 to 1359 and encodes 452 amino acids. Lineage: Eukaryota; Apicomplexa; Conoidasida; Eucoccidiorida; Eimeriidae.
AUGGCCAGUGGUGCGAGCUACCUGUCGUUAAGAUGGGUGAAGAGACAUUGCAGGGUGAAAGUCAUAGUAGCACCUCCAAGAACUCCUGCAGAGCAAGCGUAUGAUAUUUUGGCUAAGCAAGUGGCGGGUAUGUCAGCGGAGGAGGCUGCCAUACUCCUACGGCCACCACCUAAAAGGUGUAAAUCCCAUGCAAAGACUGAGGCGAAGGCACGGAUAACGUCGCUUGUUCGCCAGGCUGCGGCCGACGCAAAGAAUCUCAGAGCACCAUUGCACGGUUUGCAUUUUAUCCUGGCUUUGCCCGACGCUGGCUCGUCAGUGGCACUGAGGUUCACGGACGAGUGUCAAGGCGCACUUUGCUGGGCGUUGAUCGGGAAUCGACCCAAAGCCUCCGGUUCUAGCCUUCCUUUGGCUUCUAGUGCCUUGACAGCAGCGGAGGAUGAAGAAGAGUCUCCACGGCCUACGGCAAAACUCGAACACACACUCUUCGAUGAGUGGAUACACUCGACAGAGGCACAAGCUAUUCCAUUCGAGAUUACCAAGGUGUUGAAAGAGAAUCAGGCGGUCAUCCCCGAUAACGUACCUAAAGGAUUGCCGCCGAAGCGCCCUCAUUGCCACCAUAUCCUACUUGUACCUGGAAAACUUCCAGCGAGAUCUGUGAUUUACCGCAUGACCCCAGAUCAGCUCACAUUCCACAAACAGGAGAUAGCUAAAUUAGCGGACAAUGGUGGGAUCAGACCAACAUAUUCGCCUAUCUGCUCUCCUACGAUAGUGCUCGACAAGCGAGAUGAUGGCUCUGGGGAGCGGAAGAUGCGUAUGGUUGUUAACUACCUGGCUCUGAAUGCCCUUACAGUCACUCCUGAUUUUCCAUUACCUCCCAUUCAAACCAUUCUGGAGAUGCUGGGAGGAGCCAAGUACUUUUCCUCUUUGGACCUUGAAACAGGACUCCACCAAAUACGUAUGGCUAAGGAAGACCGUUGGAAGACGGCUUUCCGUCCCGUUCUAGGGCUAUUUGAAUAUCGAGUUAUGCCAUCUGGCCUUAAGGGUGCUCCAGCUACGUUCCAGGCCAACAUUAAUGCCUAUCUACAGCCUUUAUUAGGAUACGGUGUUAUUGCGUACCUAAAUGAUGUACUUAUUUAUAGUUCCGACCUCGCUGGACACGUUUCCCUCCUGCGACAAGUUCUCAGUGUUUUCCUGCAUAACCAAUUCUACCCAAAAUUCCGCAAAUGCAAGUUCGCUAGGCAAGCAAUCACAUAUUUGAGUUACACUAUCACUGCCGAAGGCAUCAAACCUGCAGAAGACAAAAUGGAAGCUAUCCGGCACUGGCCAGAGGUGCUGGAAAACGAAACGCAAGUGCGGUAG